CACGCCGCUAGCCCGCUUGCUAUAAUUCCUAGACUAGACGCCUCCCGGCGAUGUACUCCUGCAACGACCGAGACCGCUCGGCUACGGCGGCGCGUAUCAUGGAGUCCAGCGCCAAGUACCAGCCAUGCAACACGGCGGCAACGCGGACGGCCGGCGGCCAGGUCCCCUCGGACGCGCAGCCGUCCCCGCGGCGCGCCAGGAGGAAGCACCCGGCGUCGGCGUCGCGCCGGUCGUCCACCACCGUGGUGGCGACCGACGUGUCCAACUUCCGCGCCAUGGUGCAGGAGCUCACCGGCUUCCCGCCGGCCGCCAUCUUCCGGCCGCUGCCUCGCCGGGCCCACGCCGCCGGCCACUCGCUGACCGCCGCCGCGCAUGGCUGCGGCGGUGCGCUGCAGGGCCACCGUUCGGACGCGGCAACCACUGCCGGCAGCGUCCCGGCCGUGGCGCACCCGCCGCAGUGCGCACCGCUGGGUGUGUUUGACGGGCUGCCCGACCUCGGGUCGCCGGAGUUCGACACGUGGCCUGACUUGUCCUUCGAAUGAUAAUACAACAGUCCUGGUCGCUAGAUUGUUAUAAUCAAGGGUGACUUGGUAAUUUCCUUCUGCUCAUGUUUAUGUUUGCGUUUGGCAAGUCCUUUUCAAAAACAAAAGGACGUCAUUUGUACAGCACACAAGUUUAUAGUA
Molecule: messenger RNA, 683 nt
Organism: Triticum aestivum (bread wheat)
Lineage: Eukaryota; Viridiplantae; Streptophyta; Magnoliopsida; Poales; Poaceae
Exons: 1
Coding region: 51-542 (163 amino acids)
Source: RefSeq, a predicted model, not a curated record